AUGGCGAAUCUACCAGAUUCCCUAUAUGAAGACUACACUAGAUUCAUGGUGAAUUUUCCCUCCGCUUCAGCCUCACCACCUCCACCAAACAUAAGAAUGAUUAUCAAGUGGGUCGAUGAUCUUCAUAAUGAGAUACCAUCCACCUUCGAUUUCGCGUUGCAGAAUCUCACUAUUCAUAGGACAAAGUUUGAGAUCUUGCCGCGGCUUUUAUGGAAAUCUCGUUUUACAGUGGCCAUGAUGUUGCAGGAGAUCACGAAUAUCUACCCAUACACCUCACGUCCAGUUUACUCACUGAACGGGAUGCAUCUUCGAGUGUACAACAUUUUGCUUUUGUUCCAGUGCAUAACUCAUCACCCGGAUACAAGAAGCAUGUUUCUUACGGCUGACAUGGCAAACUAUUUCUAUCCUUUGAUGGACAUUAGUCUCACCGAUAAGCCUCUUGAAUGCCUAAGGCUUGGUGCAUUGGGUGUGAUUGCUCAUAUGUUGAAGCCGCCAGUAGACGUAGCUGUUGUUCGUUACCUUACAAAAACAAAUGCUGUCGAACAUUGCACAAAAGCCAUCGCGAUUGGCUCAGCAGAAUCGAAAACACUUGCUGUAUUCAUACUUAACAAGAUACUGUUCACUGAUGAGGGGCUUCACUACUGCUGCGCCUGCCCUGAGCGUUUUUUUACAUUAGACGGUCUUCUGAAAAUGCUGCUUGUGUAUCUUACUACCAUGACCACACAUCGUCCCAGCUUGUUCAAUCUUGUUGUUGGUUGCUACGCCAAGCUCUCCUACAAACCCAGGUUUUUUUGCUUACACCUUUUCGAAUUCUUGCUCUCAGGCAAACAAGAACUUGAUAUUCUGGUAUGUAUUAGGGCUCGUAGGGGAUUAAGGCGUUACCCUCCUGUCAUGCUGUUCAAUGGCACCUUUGCUAGUUUACUUGAUGCGGACCCACCCGCUGAGAGAUAUCGUCAGGAGCUGAUUAAGAAUGUGCAAAGCAGGGCGGGGGAUAUUUAG
This is a messenger RNA of Eruca vesicaria subsp. sativa (arugula), 999 nucleotides long. Lineage: Eukaryota; Viridiplantae; Streptophyta; Magnoliopsida; Brassicales; Brassicaceae. The record is from the annotation of a GenBank genome assembly.